Messenger RNA from Mya arenaria, 576 nucleotides. Its product is annotated as fucolectin-1-like. The record is from RefSeq and is a predicted model, not a curated record. Lineage: Eukaryota; Metazoa; Mollusca; Bivalvia; Myida; Myidae. The transcript has 3 exons. Bases 4 to 576 code for a protein of 190 amino acids.
GUAAUGAUGUAUAAACGGAUGUACACGUUAUGUGAAAUACAUGGAAAUACUGACGCAAACAGCCAAACAACGUUGAACUCAGAGGCUUUGGGGUCGGUAACCAUAUUUAAAUACAAAAAAGGAAGCGAUAAUUUAGCUCUUCACAAAUAUACCCAGCAAAGUUCGCAAUCAGCUCAAGACCCAGACGCAGUUGCUGGGCUGGCAGUCGACGGAGAAAAUACAACAGACUAUCAUGAAGCAAAUCCCGCCCCUGUAGGGACCUUUCACUGCUCGCAUACCGCUAUCGAUACCCCUGGACAAUGGUGGAUGGUGGAUCUUGGGGAUAUGUUCCUAGUGUCGUCCAUUUUGGUGUGGGGAAGAGAUGAUUGCUGUUGGGAUGAGAGGAUCAAAGGCCUCAAGGCUGCCGUUAGUGUAGGGGUGACGGGCAUGCAACCAUGUGGGAAACAAUUCCAAGGCCCAACCUCAGAAAACCCCUUCAACUUCACAUGCAAGCCUAGUUUAAUUGGAAGGUUUGUGAAAAUCUACAGGGAGGAUUCGAUGCCUAUUUCCCUUUGUGAAGUGGAAAUCUACAGCUAA